This is a messenger RNA of Hippocampus comes (tiger tail seahorse), 1963 nucleotides long. It is a transcript of the gene pacc1, whose product is annotated as proton activated chloride channel 1. The transcript is spliced from 8 exons. The coding region runs from base 464 to 1513 and encodes 349 amino acids. NCBI's taxonomy places the organism in Eukaryota, Metazoa, Chordata, Actinopteri, Syngnathiformes, Syngnathidae. The record is from RefSeq and is a predicted model, not a curated record.
GUCGAGGAAAGGUGCGCUCCAUUUGAAACCCUGGCGUCCGAAUUUUCAUUGGAAUUAUGUUAAAACCACAUAGUGGAAUUUCGUGUCGACAAAUUAGUAUAUGAAAGCCAUAAUUGAAUAACUUGGAGCCACAACUAAGCCCCCUCCGCCCUUCCAUUUCGUCAUUCACGCCGACAAAUUGGCGUUGCCUUUUUUCCUCAGAGUCGACGAAGACAACGUCAGGCAAGCGAGGUGGGACAAGGAAAGAAGCCAACCCCGGACGCGAACUUUUUUUCUGAUCUUUUUGCGUCCCUUCGUGUCAUGAGAUGGUCCUUUAUCGUUUUUGGAAAACCUCAUAUUUUUGUUUAUUUGUCCACAUAGUCUCAUUUUUGCCCGUUUUUCUUUAAAAUGUUGACUAAAAGUUGAGGGCGCGACGAGAACCGUCUGCAGAAGUGCUGUUUCGGGAGAGGAGCGUAGUUUAGGAAUGCUCGGAAAGGACAGCACUUAUCGAGAGUUCAAUGAUGACGAUGACCACAGCGAAGAAAUGCAGUCACCGGAUUUUUUCCGAGAUGUCGUGGAAGACGGCGAGGAGCGCAUUGAUAGUGUUUCGCCAGAGGAUGAUGCUCAAGGCAUCACACCGUCCAAGCGGGUCAGCAAGGCGUGCCUGAAAAACGUGUUCACGGUGGUGCUCAUCUUCAUCUACCUGCUGCUGACCACUGUGGCCGCCUUCCUGGCCUACCAGACCAUCUCCGACUUCCUGGACAAACUCAACCAUCCUGUCAUGUCAGUCACCUACAAGGAGGUGGAUGCCUUCUCUCCUCCUGGUAUCGCUCUGUAUCCCGGCAAUGCCCGGCUACUGAGCUGCCGGCACCACUACCACGACCACAUCCCGCCCCUGGUGGACCCUGGGAAGCCUCAAGAGGGUGACUGCAUCAUCAAGGAGGUGACCUACUACGGGGUCUUCACCAACCGAACGAAGAAGAAGGCGCUGGUGGUGCAAGGACCGUCGGAUGUCCGCAACAAGGAGUUAAUCUUUAUGCAGUUCAGUCAGAACGAAACCGAGGAGGACUUCAGCGCAAUCACGUAUAUGCUAUUCGCCAAAUUUAGCGACCUGGACAACAGUUUGAAUAAAUCUGAGUUCAUGAGGGACUGUGAGAGGAACUACUCCACGUGGACCUUCUCCGGGGGCUUCCGCACGUGGGUCAAGAUGUCCUUGGUGACGACAUCAGGGAAAAGCGACCAAUCAGUGGAGUUUCGCCAAGAGUCCGCUGUGGUCAAAUUCAAUGACAAGAGGCCCGAAACCGAAAGGAGCAACCAGCUUUUCUUUGCCGUCUUUGAGUGGCGUGAUCCCUUUAUCCAAGAAAUCCAACUGAUCGUGACAGCAAACCCGUGGUCGUCGGCGGCCAUUCUCUGCGGCGUCUUCAUGGCUCUCUUCAAGGCAGCCAAUUUUGCCAAGCUCACCGUGCAGUGGAUCAUCCGAAUGCGCAAGCGCCAUUUGAGGAACAAAGCCCGCCAACAGGGCAUCAUAAACUGAACACUGGGGAUGCAAAUUUCCAAAAUGGUCUGUUGGACUCGAGGGCAGCGUUUCUUUUGGUAGUUGUAACAUUUCAACAUAAGAUGAAUUUCAUUUCUCGUUACACAAUUUUUCUACUUACCUGAGAGCUAAGUAGAAAUAAAGGGACCCUUUUCUGCCCUUUCUAUUAUUCUCAGAGGCAAACAUUUCAGAGCCAACUUUUGUGUUACACAAACAUUCUUGUAUGUGCGUCCCGUGCGCAUAAAUUAACACCUACAUAACACUCAAAACGAUUUGAUGUUUUUGUUUUGUUUUGUUUUUCAGCAUUCCUACUGUAUGCUCAUCCUGCUGUUGGGCCAUAAUUUGAUCAAAAUGACUUGAAUGUAUGUGGCGGUGAUUUUAUGAGUUUAUUUGUUCAUAUCUCGUUUUUAUGUUUUGUACACUUAAACUUCAGACUUCACUGUUACUUGG